Molecule: messenger RNA, 2645 nt
Organism: Durio zibethinus
Lineage: Eukaryota; Viridiplantae; Streptophyta; Magnoliopsida; Malvales; Malvaceae
Product: subtilisin-like protease SBT1.2
Biological process (GO): proteolysis
Molecular function (GO): serine-type endopeptidase activity
Source: RefSeq, a predicted model, not a curated record
GGAAUGAUGUUGAAGAGAAUUGAAAUGAUUCAUAGUUUUAGAAACUAACGGCUGCAUAUGUAAUGUAUUAAAAUCAAGCAUAACAUCUCGUGAGGCCGAGAGCUGGGCCUUCGGCUCCCUCAAGAACACCCACAGUCCUCUCUUCCUUCCAGAACAAGGGAUCCUCGUGAUGCAGAGCUCUUAUAUUUCACGAGUUUCAUAUUCUUACCCAGACCUCAAACAUGUCUUGCAAACCAGGUUUGAACUCUCUUCUUCUCCUUCAAAUAUCCCCCACUUCCGCUGCAAGAUCCUUCAUCGGAUUCCAACUAUCAUCGUCUCAACUUCUCCAUGGAAACAAAAAUUCACCUUUUCUUUUCAACACUUUUUCUCUACUUGGUUUCUGUCCAUGCAGACACUCUUCAGACUUACAUAGUUCAGUUGCAUCCACAAGGUGUAACCAGCUCAUUGUUUCCUACUAAGCUUCAUUGGCAUCUCUCAUUUCUUGAGCAAACUGUUUCCUCUGAGGAAGACCCUUCUUAUCGUCUUCUCUACUCUUAUGCUUCUGCCAUGGAAGGUUUUGCUGCUCAGCUGAGUGAAAAUGAGCUAGAGCUAUUGCGAAGUUUGCCUGAUGUUGUUGCAAUCAGACCUGACCGGGUGCUUCAGGUUCACACUACUUACUCUUACAAGUUCUUGGGACUUAGUUCGACUAGAGAUGGUGCUUGGAUUAAAUCUGGAUUCGGUCGUGGAACAAUUAUUGGAGUGCUUGACACAGGAGUUUGGCCUGAGAGUCCUAGUUUCAGUGAUCAGGGAAUGCCACCUGUUCCCAAGAAAUGGAGAGGGAUUUGCCAAAAAGGGCAAAGUUUCAAUGCCACGAAUUGUAACAGGAAACUUAUUGGUGCUAGGUUCUUUAUAAAAGGCCAUCAUGUUUCCUCAGUGCCACCAUCAGCAAACAUGAUUGAGGAGUAUAUAUCACCCAGGGAUUCCUCUGGACAUGGAACUCAUACGUCAUCCACAGCUGCAGGAGUUCCUGUUCCAAUGGCAAGUGUCCUUGGUAAUGGUGCUGGUGUGGCCUGUGGAAUGGCCCCUGGAGCCCACAUUGCUGUGUACAAAGUAUGCUGGUUCAAUGGCUGUUACAGCUCCGAUAUCCUAGCUGCAAUGGAUGUUGCAAUUGCGGAUGGAGUGGAUGUGCUUUCACUCUCUCUAGGUGGCUUCCCAUUGCCACUUUUUGAUGAUAGCAUAGCCAUUGGCAGUUUUCGAGCAGUUGAGCAUGGAAUAUCAGUAAUCUGUGCUGCAGGAAACAAUGGCCCACUUGAAAGCUCAGUUGCCAAUAUAGCUCCUUGGAUUGCUACCAUUGGUGCUAGCACACUUGACCGGAAGUUUCCAGCCAUAGUUAGGAUGGGAAAUGGAGAAUUUGUUUAUGGAGAGUCUUUGUUCCCAGGAAAAUGGUUAGCAAGCGCCAAAAAAGAACUUGAACUGGUCUAUGUCACCGGUGGGAACAGCGGAAGUGAAUUUUGCUUCAGAGGGUCUCUCCCCGGGGCAAAAGUACGAGGCAAAAUGGUUGUAUGUGACAGAGGUGUGAAUGGAAGGGCAGAAAAAGGUAUAGCUGUCAAAGAAGCCGGUGGUGCUGCCAUGAUAUUAGCAAAUACAGAUAAAAACCUCGAGGAAAACUCAGUAGAUGCCCAUGUUUUGCCAGCAACUGAGAUUGGUUAUGACGAGACAGUACGCCUAAAGACUUACAUGAACGCUACCAGUCGUCCUAGAGCUCGAAUCAUAUUUGGUGGAACUGUUAUUGGAAGGUCACGAGCACCAGCCGUAGCACAGUUUUCAGCCAGAGGGCCUAAUCUAGAUGAUGCUUCAAUCCUCAAACCCGAUGUGAUUGCUCCCGGGGUUAAUAUCAUUGCUGCUUGGCCUCAAAAUUUAGGUCCCACUGGCCUUCCAGAAGAUGCUAGAAGAGUUAAUUUCACUGUCAUGUCUGGUACUUCCAUGGCAUGUCCUCAUGUCAGUGGAAUUGCAGCUUUGGUUCACUCAGCACACCCGGGAUGGACCCCAGCCGCUAUUAAAUCUGCAAUAAUGACAUCUGCUGAUGCCAGUGACCAUAAGGGAAAACCAAUAAUGGAUGGAAAUAAACAGGCUGCUAUUUUUGCUAUCGGAGCUGGACAUGUAAACCCUGAUAGGGCCAUCGAUCCAGGGUUGAUAUAUGAUAUCAGGCCAGAUGAAUAUGUCAUUCAUCUUUGCACCCUUGGAUAUACAAGAUCAGAUAUUUUUGCAAUCACACACAGGAACGUGAGUUGCAAUGAGAUUUUACGGAUGAACAGGGGUUUCAGCCUCAAUUACCCCUCCAUUUCUGUAGCUUUCAAGCAGGGAAUGAAGCGUAAAAUGAUCACAAGGCGACUGACAAAUGUGGGAAGUCCUAAUUCUGUCUAUUCAGUGGAAGUGAAGGCUCCUGAGGGAGUCAAAGUAAGAGUUAAACCUCGAAGGUUAAUAUUCAAGCAUAUCAAUCAAAGUUUGAGUUAUAGAAUAUGGGUCAUAUCAAGGAUGAAAACAGAAACAAAGAGGAUAAGCUUUGCAGACGGGCAAUUGACAUGGGUGAAUGCUCACAAUAACUUCUACAGGGUUCGAAGUCCCAUUUCAGUCACUUGGAAGCAGUAGCAGCUCAGCACCUGCUU